CAAUAUUCUCAGGCACCUGCAACGAGACCCGAGAGAUCAACGCCACAAAUAUUUCAAAUUCGUCAAACUCUUUCAACAGAAGAAAAAGAAACCGGCGAUGGGAAAAGCGUCGGGAGCGAAGCAAGCGGCGGUGGUGUUCGGAGCCCUAGCCGUCGGAUGGCUGGCCAUAGAGCUCGCCUUCAAGCCCUUCCUCGACAAAGCCCGCUCCGGCAUGAACAAGUCCGACCCGGCCCGCGAUCCCGACGAAGACGAUGUCGUCAAGGCUGCCGAGGCCACCGUUAAAGCUGCCGAGGCCACGGUUAAAGCUGCCCAGGCCACCGUUAAAGCUGCCGAGAUCGCCGUCGACGAAGCCUCUGCACCUCUGUAAGGUAGCGGACUCGAACACUACUACUACUGGUACAAUCUGCACCGAAUCGAUAGGCAAUAACGAUGGGGGUUUUGGAAUAUUACGAUCUCGGAUUAAUCAAAUUUUAAGAGCUUUGUUACUGUUUACUGUGAAUUCGUAAAUUGUUGGAAUUUUAGAAUCGAGGGACUUGCUGGCUUUUGAAUUUUUCUUUCUGUUUAAUCACUAUUAAUUAAUGCUUGUUAAUUAUAAUUAGAUUCUAAAUUUUAGAUUUUAGGGUUUUGGAUUUGUUUGCUGUAUGUAAUUGCAAUUUUUACUGAAGGAGGAGUCGAGUCGAGGGCGUCUUUUCGUGGAAGA
Messenger RNA from Malus domestica (apple), 700 nucleotides. RefSeq names its product outer envelope membrane protein 7-like. Lineage: Eukaryota; Viridiplantae; Streptophyta; Magnoliopsida; Rosales; Rosaceae. The record is from RefSeq and is a predicted model, not a curated record. Gene Ontology annotation, cellular component: chloroplast outer membrane.